AUGCUUGGCUGUACCCUUGUCAAUAUCGCUGUGGGAUCUGAUUGGUUCUUUCAACUCUGUGCCGACAAUGGUUCCUGGUCCAAAAGUACAAGGACCUCCUGCGAAAAGUGUCACUUUGGCAGCACCUUGCAAGAAAGAGCCUUCCACCAAACACGAAGCUAUGCUGAGUGCCGCACCGGUGACUCUGAUAGCUCUGUGGCCUGGCUCGACGGUCCACUUGGAGAUUUCCAAGGACUCGAUGGCUCUUGUGAUCUGGAACUCGGCAUCGGGGUCGCUCAAAGGCAACAGGAACUUGCCGAUAGUUCCUCCGGUUUCGAACUGUUGGAUCCAGUUUUUAGAACCGUUUCCAAGGAUUCCCAGCUGUUUCUGGACUUCCUGGGACUCGUACUCUUUGUUUCCGCUAAAGAUGUAUUUUUUGAAGCAGGAAUCAAAGUUCAAUUCGUGAACAUUUACCACGGAAUCGAAAGUGAUCAAACCAAUGAGAGAUCCCGGUGGGUGCAGAGACAACGAGGUGAUCAGCAGAUCCUUCAAUGCUUGCAAAUCUUCUGGCUCUUGACACAAGUCGAUAACGUAGAUGAAAGCUGGAGGAGGAGGGGAAGGGGUCUUUGUAAGCACGUAUUCGAUGGACGAAGCCUGAGGGGUCAAUUCAAUAGGCAAGUUCUCAGCAGAAAUGUUGGAAUAAUGCACAGGGAGUGGGUUGCGGGACAUACAACAAGUACAUGUCCACGUUUUGGAUCCCAGGUCGAUUUGGGAGAAAACGUUCAAAACUGCACGGCAUCGUCUGCAUAA
This is a messenger RNA of Ogataea philodendri, 789 nucleotides long. RefSeq lists its product as uncharacterized. Lineage: Eukaryota; Fungi; Ascomycota; Pichiomycetes; Pichiales; Pichiaceae. Bases 1 to 789 code for a protein of 262 amino acids. The transcript has a single exon. The record is from RefSeq and is a predicted model, not a curated record.